Messenger RNA from Periophthalmus magnuspinnatus, 2211 nucleotides. RefSeq names its product tripartite motif containing 2b (gene trim2b). The record is from RefSeq and is a predicted model, not a curated record. Gene Ontology annotation, molecular function: ubiquitin protein ligase activity; translation repressor activity; protein binding. Gene Ontology annotation, biological process: negative regulation of translation; proteasome-mediated ubiquitin-dependent protein catabolic process; protein polyubiquitination. Bases 187 to 2187 code for a protein of 666 amino acids. Lineage: Eukaryota; Metazoa; Chordata; Actinopteri; Gobiiformes; Gobiidae. The transcript has 13 exons.
AAAUCUUCUUCAGAAAUGCCCCUCACUGACAGUCGUUCCGUGUCACUCGUGGCUGUGGAGGUGUUAUUUUAGUUUUACUUCCUGUGAAUGUGGAUUGUGUCGUGGACAUGGACGAACAGAAAUCUGUAACUUUGGUGAAACUUAAAGCCCUGAAGCCCGCUCUGGUCUGAAGCCGCUCGGAGCUCCAUGGACACCCACCAACACUCCCCCGACUCCAGCAGCGAAGAGUGCACCGUCCUGGAGGCAGCACCCAAGAACAGCUGCCCCCUGCACCCGAGCAAGGUUUCUGAGCGCUGGUGCCAGUCGUGUGUGUGCCCCCUGUGUGACGACUGUGCGGGGCAUGAGGGUCACCCCUGUGUGGACCUGGACCAGGGUCUGGACCAGACCAGAGUCCAGCUCCAGGAGUGGCUCACAGCUCUGAAGAACAGGCAGCCGCAGGUGUCCGAAGCUCUGUCCCAGGUCCGAGACAUCCUGCAGCAGCUGACCAAUCAGAGAGCAGCCAUCGAGGAGGACAUCCAAUCAGGAUUUGAGGAUUUGCAUAAACAACUUGACGUCAGAAAGAGCGUUCUGCUCAUGGAACUGGAGGUCACCCACGAACUCAAACACAAGGUGUUGCAGGCGCAGAUGGAGAGCCUGGCUGGAUGUGGGGGGGACAUGUCGGCUCUCGGGGCCCAGGUGGAGGAGGCUCUGGCUGGGGAGGCGAGCGUCGCGUCCCUGGGGCUGGAGCAGGAGCUGGGGCAGAGGCUGGAGCAGACGCUGGGGCUCGUGGUGCGUUCGGACCCGGAAGAAAACGACCAGCUCGACCUCGUCCUGGAGACAGACGCUUUACGCAAAUCCAUCCACAACCUCGGCACCAUCGUCACCACCAGCGCUGUGGCGAGUCAGAGCGAGGCCAUGGGAGCCGGUCUGGAGCAGUGCAUCGUGGGACAUCCGGCCUCUGUUACCAUAGUGACACGUGACAAAUCCGGAGGAGCCUGUAAGAACGGGAACGCCAUCCUGUCAGCAGAGGUGUUCACUCCAGACGGGAGCAUCGUAGACGGGGAGAUUCUGGAUCAUAAAAAUGGAACGUACGAGUUUGUUUACACCGUCCCCAAAGAAGGAGACUUCUCUUUGGCUUUGCGCCUCUACGACCAUCACAUCAAAGGCAGCCCGUUCAAACUGACCGUGAACAAACCCUCAGAGGCGGAGGUGUCUCCUUCCACGACCACAGCUACCAACUCCGCCGCCAACGCCACCCCCUCGACGGGCUCCUCGGACGGGAUGAAGAGGCGCGGGAAGUCCCCCGGUCAGAAGAAGAAAGGAUCUAAAAGAGCGAGCAGCGCUUUGGGAACGCCCCGACGCAAACACCAGAACCCCAUCGAAGACGACCUGAUCUUCAGGACGGGAACAAAAGGCAGAAAUAAAGGCGAGUUCACAAACCUCCAGGGAGUCGCCUCGGCCAACGACAGGAUCCUCAUCGCCGACAGCAACAACCAGUGCGUCCAGAUCUUCUCCACAUCGGGGGAGUUCCAGAGCCGGUUCGGGGUCCGGGGACGGUCUCCGGGUCAAAUGCAGAGACCGACCGGAGUGGCAGUUCACCCGAGCGGCGACAUCAUCAUCGCAGACUACGACAACAAGUGGGUCAGCAUCUUCUCGUCCGACGGAAAGUACAAGGCGAAGCUGGGCUCUGGGCGUCUGAUGGGACCGAAGGGCGUGGCCGUGGAUCAGAACGGGCACGUGAUCGUGGUCGAUAAUAAGUCCUGCACCGUCUUCAUUUUCCAGAUCAGCGGAAAACUGGUGUCGAAGUUCGGCUCCCGAGGAACUGGAGAUAAACAGUUCGCCGGUCCUCAUUUUGCUGCUGUGAACAAGAACAAUGAGAUCAUCGUGACGGACUUCCACAACCACUCUGUCAAGGUCUUCACUCUGGAGGGGGAGCUGGUGUUGAAGUUUGGGUCAAAUGGAGAAGGGAACGGUCAGUUUAACGCCCCGACCGGAGUCUCCGUGGAUCAGAACGGGAACAUCAUCGUGGCCGACUGGGGCAACAGCAGGAUCCAAGUAUUCGACGGCUCCGGCUCGUUCCUGUCCUACAUAAACACGUCCGCUGACCCUCUGUACGGGCCUCAGGGUCUGGCCCUCACCUCAGAGGGACACGUGGUCGUGGCCGACUCUGGGAACCACUGCUUCAAAGUCUACAGAUAUCUACAGUGACCCCUGACCCCUUACUCUGACCCU